Messenger RNA from Miscanthus lutarioriparius, 2610 nucleotides. The record is from the annotation of a GenBank genome assembly. Lineage: Eukaryota; Viridiplantae; Streptophyta; Magnoliopsida; Poales; Poaceae.
AUGGCCACCGCCGCCACCGCCUCACACCCGGCCUCCGCCUCCACCUCCGGCCGCGACGCCCUCGCCGCCGCCUCCUCCUCCCCCGUCGCCGUCUGCCUCGUCCCGUUCAGGUGGUGGGCGCGGGUGCGGGAGGAGGAGGCGGCGGGCGGGGUGCAGUACGCCGCCACCGCCGCCGCGUCGCCCUCCUACUACGGCCUCAGGCUGCUCCACAGCUUCCUGCACCCGGAUCUCGUCCUGCGCCUCGAGCGCGGGGAGUGCCGCGCCGGUGGCGGGGACGGAGGCGGAGGCGGCCGCAGCUACGCGCUCGUCCCGGCCGACGAGCUCUCUAGGGCGCUCGCCAGGCAAAACUCUGGUUUGGGUUUACAAAAUAAGCAUUCGUUUGCUGGGGAUAGUGCUGGUGCUUAUCCUUUGGUGCUUAGGAUUUCUGUCCGAGAAACAAGUAUAUUGACACUGAAGAUCAGCAAAAAGGACAAUCCAGUUGAGAACUACAAACGGGCUAACAAGAUUUUUAAUGUUGAUUCUCAACCAGUUCAUGUUUGGGAUUUUUCAGGGCAGACAAACCUAAUAUUAAUGAAUGAAUGGAAUAGACUACAUGACUGCUGCCAUGCAGAUCAAGAGAAUCUUCUGGAAGUGCAAGUCUAUGCAAUGUCUGACUCCUUAACAUCCAAAAUUGGUGGUGAUAUGAAUUCUGAUUCGUCCUACAGAAGCUUUGGAAGAGCUGGUUCUAUGGGGUUAAUAGGAUUGGAGAAUCUUGGAAAUACUUGCUUUAUGAACAGUUCAAUUCAAUGUUUGGCUCACACACCAAAGCUUGUUGAUUACUUCCUUGGUGAUUAUGCCAAAAAUAUAAACCGGACUAAUCCAUUGGGAUUGAAUGGUGAACUUGCUUUGGCGUUUGGAGAACUGUUGAGGAGCUUAUGGACUGACAGAAAACCCGUUCCACCUCAUCAUUUCAAGGAAAAAAUUGCGUGUUUUGCUCCUCAGUUCAGUGGCUUUAAUCAGCAUGAUUCACAGGAGCUUCUUGCUUUUUUAUUGGAUGGUCUUCAUGAAGAUCUUAACCAGGUUAAAUGUAAACCGUAUGAAGAAGCAAAAGAUGCAAGUGGCCGUCCUGACGAAGAAGUAGCAGAUGAGUACUGGAGCAACCAUCUAGCUCGAAAUGAUUCUGUUAUAGUUGAUACAUGCCAUGGACAAUACAAAUCUACAUUAACUUGUCCUACUUGCAGUAACACAUCAGUCACAUUUGACCCAUUUAUGUACUUAUCUUUGCCUGUACCUUCCACGGCAAAGAGGGUAAUGACCGUAACAGUUUUCAGCACUGAUGGUAGCAGAGAGCCAUGCUCAUAUGAUGUCAGUGUGCCAAAAUUUGGGACUCUGAGUGAUCUUGUUCAGGCUUUAAGCAUUGCCUGCUUACUUGGAGAUGAUGAGAUCCUGCUGGUUACGGAGGUCUACAAUAACUGCAUCAUUCGAUACUUGGAGGAGCCUUCAGAUUCAGUUUCAUUGCUGAGGGAUGGAGAUAAACUGGCAGCAUACCGUCUACCCAAAAGACAUGAGAAAUCCCCCCUUGUGGUUUUUACACAUCAACAUUUUGAUGAGCAUUCUAGUGAUGAUAAUUUAACUCCACAAAUGAGGGAGUUUGAGGCCCCACUUUUGGCAGCACUUCCAGAGGCAAUUAAUGGAUUAUCUCUUCAGGAUAUCUACCUCAAGUUGUUGAGUCCAUUUCGACUUUCCAACAGGGCUGGUUCACUUAAUCUUUGUAUGGAGUCUAAUAGUGACUCCGUCAAUCUGAUGGAUGCAACGUCUCCUGAUUCAGGCAGUAAUAAUUGUCAGAACAGCCAAUUGGAAGACUGUCCUGAAAGCAGCUACUGUAGUGCUAGUGAAUGUGAAAUAAUGAAAGAACGUGAUGAUUUACAUGAUCGGUGUUCUGGUUCUAACAAGGAGGCACAGAUGGAGGAGUUUGAAUUUUAUUUAAAAAGUGAAAGGGGUGAUGGCCAGCAACAGAAGAUAGAAAUUAAUGAGCUCAAUUUACGUGAGACAGCACCAAGCCGGUUGCAUAUAAAUGUCCACUGGCUACAAAAUGCUUCAAGAAAAUAUGCUACCUCAAUGCUGAACACUCUACCCGAGAUUCACAAGCUUGAGCUUAUCCCGAAAGGAACUGAAGAUUCUGUUGCACUACAUGGUUGUCUGGAAGCCUUUCUAAAAGAGGAACCAUUGGGGCCGGAGGACAUGUGGUAUUGCCCGUGCUGCAAGAAGCAUCAACAAGCGAUGAAGAAACUGGAUCUCUGGAGGCUGCCCGAAGUUCUGGUGAUCCACCUCAAAAGGUUCUCCUACACCCAGUUCACAAGAAACAAGCUGGAGACAUUCGUUGACUUCCCCACCAGCGAUUUGGAUCUGUCAUCCUACAUCGCGGACAAGAGCAAGCAGCCAAGCAGCCAUUAUCGCCUGUAUGCUAUUAGCAACCACUACGGAAACAUGGGAGGGGGCCAUUAUACCGCCAGCAUCUAUCACGAGGAAGGGAAGGGGUGGUAUAAGUUCGAUGACGACUGCGUGACUCCUAUGAGCCAAGACAGUAUAAAGACCCCGGCUGCUUAUGUUCUGUUCUACAGACGAGAGUGA